Messenger RNA from Caenorhabditis briggsae, 480 nucleotides. The coding region runs from base 1 to 480 and encodes 159 amino acids. NCBI's taxonomy places the organism in Eukaryota, Metazoa, Nematoda, Chromadorea, Rhabditida, Rhabditidae. Gene Ontology annotation, molecular function: enzyme regulator activity; calcium ion binding. The record is from RefSeq and is a predicted model, not a curated record. The transcript is spliced from 4 exons.
AUGACUGCUAUCGCCAGCCCAGUCAAUCAUGACAUCAUUUGUCAGCGAUACGUGUUGGAUGAUCUCCAACUCUCGGAGACAUUCGACCUUCUUGACGUCGACAAAGACGGUCGUCUUUCACGUAAUGAGAUCGCUGCACUUUUGAGAACCAUCAAUGUUGAGCCCACCCGUGUCGAAUUGGAUUUCAUCUUUGGAGAGAUGGAUACCGAUAAAACCGGAAAAAUUAGCAAGGAAGAGUUUGUCAACUACAUGAAGUCUCCACCGAUCCAUCGAACCACUCUCCGUGAGCUCGAGGUUCAAUUCCGCAAGUUCGAUUCGGAUGGCGACGGAGCUAUCACUGAAGACGAGAUGGCGGAAAUCCUCAGAAGCACUGCCGACUUGGUAGAUCGUGAAGCGAUUCGGGACAUGUUCAAAGCCACCGACUUGAAUGGGGAUGGAAAAAUCACAUUCUUCGAAUUCGUCAGAAUGAUGCAAGAAUAA